AUGUCGCUGCCGCCGGGUUUCCGGUUCAACCCAACGGACGAAGAGCUCAUCUUCUACUACCUCCGCAACCGCGCCGCCUCGGAGCAGUGCCCCGCCCCCGUCAUGGCCGACGUCGACGUCUACAAAUUCAAUCCAUGGGACCUUCCAUACAUUGCAGCCCAGGCGGUGUACGGCGACAGCGAGUGGUACUUCUUCAGCCCGCGGGAUCGCAAGUACCCGAACGGCACGCGGCCCAACCGCGCCGCCGGGUCCGGCUACUGGAAGUCCACCGGCACCGACAAGCCCAUCCACGACGGCGCCGUCGGGAAAGUUGUCGGCGUCAAGAAGGCGCUCAUCUUCUACGAGGGCCGCGCGCCCAGGGGCACCAAGACCGGCUGGAUCAUGCACGAGUACCGCAUCGCCGCCGACCCCCUCGACGCCACCCUUAACAAGCCCGUCAAUGUCCGCAACGUCUCCAUGAGGUUGGAUGACUGGGUGUUGUGCCGGAUCUACAAGAAGGCCGGCCAGGCAUCGCCGAUGGUACCGCUGCUUACGCUCGAUGUCGACGACUACGGCCACGACGACCUCUCCGGUGGUGGCGGCUUCGACGACGCCCUCUCCGGUGGUGGCGGCUUCGACGACGCCCCUGGUUUCUUCCCACCCUCCAGCGGCAGCAGUGCCAUGAUCACGCAGAACCAGCAGCCGCAGACCGACAGCACCAACACCGCUGGGAGGCUCCCAACGAUACCGUUCAUCUCCGACCUAUUCCUACCCUUCAGUAGCAGCAGUGCCAUGAUCACGCAGAACCAGCAGCCGCAGACCGGCAGCGCCAACGUCGCUGGGAGGCUCCCCAUGAUCCCAUUCAUCUCCGACCUCUUCCACGAAUACCCUGUUGCGCAGAUCUUCGAUGGCGAGGCCGAGCACCUCGCCAUCCACCCAUCCCUGAACCAGCAGUUCUUCUCCGGCGGCCACAGCACGCGGGUGCAACCGUCGUACUACGCGCCAUCAUCGUGGUCGUCGUCCCCGGCCACCAGUGGAGGAGCGGGAAAACGCAAGGCAGCGAGCACGGAAGAGUGUGGCGGCGCCGGAGCGGGAUCGUUGUUGGACGGCCACGAGCACUUGUCCAAGAGCCUCAACGGGUCAUGCUCGGCUUCUGUUCUAAGUGAGAUUACAACUGAGAUUUUUAAUGGUUAGAUUUGCUCUUGGUAAUUCAUGCUAGUUAUGAGUUAGGCACACAACUAAAAUUUGAUAACGCCAUAUGAGAAUUAAGUUAAUUA
Messenger RNA from Lolium perenne, 1256 nucleotides. NCBI's taxonomy places the organism in Eukaryota, Viridiplantae, Streptophyta, Magnoliopsida, Poales, Poaceae. The record is from RefSeq and is a predicted model, not a curated record.